Plasmodium gallinaceum is the source of this 3033-nucleotide messenger RNA. Its product is annotated as zinc finger protein, putative. Gene Ontology annotation, molecular function: ubiquitin protein ligase activity; SH3 domain binding. Gene Ontology annotation, biological process: signal transduction; regulation of signaling. Gene Ontology annotation, cellular component: membrane raft; plasma membrane. NCBI's taxonomy places the organism in Eukaryota, Apicomplexa, Aconoidasida, Haemosporida, Plasmodiidae. The record is from RefSeq and is a predicted model, not a curated record. The transcript has a single exon. The coding region runs from base 1 to 3033 and encodes 1010 amino acids.
AUGAAAUAUAAAAAUAAUGAAAGAAAAUAUGAGAACACCAAUAACUUUAAAGAAGUAAAUGAUAUAAAUUUUACAUUAAAUUGUAAAAGUAAUAUAUAUUUUAAAAAUAAUGAAAUGAAAGAUAAACAAAAAAGAGUUAAAAAAAGGGAUUAUACUAAUAAGAAACAUAUAAAUAAUAUUAAAAAUAAUUUUAAUAUAAAUAUGCAUACAAAUAAAAACAAAAUGAAGAAUUUUAAAAAUAUAGAUGGAAGAAAAGAAGAAAGUAGAAGAUUAAAUUCUAAUUUUCUUCUUUUAAAAGAUAAAAGAGAAUUUAAUGAUCAUACAUGUAACAUUUUAAAAAGUUCCAUUUCAAAAGUAAAUGAUAAUAUAACUUUUUAUGAAAUAAAAAAAAAGGGAGGAAUUAGUAAUGAUAAAGUUAAAAAUUUUAUACAAGAUAUAGAAAUAAGUAAUUCAAAAUGGAAAAAUAAAUUCCAGAUGAUUGAAGUAUAUAGUUCUGAAAAUAAGUUUAUAAGUGCACAUGUGAAUGAAAUGAAGCAAAAUAUGAAUAAUAAUGUAGACAAUGAUAAUAACAGUAUUUCAAACUCCCAUAAUUUAAAUAAUAGUAAUAAUGAUUUAAAAAAUAAAAGUAUGAAUAUUGAAUUAAAUGAGAACAAUAAUUUUAAUAAUAAUAAUAAUAAUAGUAAUAAUAAUAAUAAUAAUAAUAAUAAUAGUAAUAGUAAUAGUAAUAGUAAUAAUAAUAAUAAUAUAUUCACAUACAGUGACAACCAAUGUAUGAAUAAUAAUUCUGUAAAUAAUAUUUUGGGUGAAGGAUAUUCCUUACCUUUAAAAAGUAUUGGAAAGAAUGAAAGAGAAGAAAAUAAAGAAUUUGAUAAUUUGAAUCAAGGAAUAACGAAUAUAUCAAACAGCUCAAAAACAGAUAAAUGCGAAAUAAAUCAUGAAAAAAAUGAAGCAUUACACACUGUUUCUGAUAAAUCAUUUUUCUUAGAAGAUAAUUUAGAAGAAGAAAAUAACUUAAGAAUUAAUAAUACACAUGAGGAUGUUACAAAUGAGAAUAUCGUUAGUGAAAAUAUAUUAACUGUUAAUAACGUGAAUAUGUUUAAUUCGAACGAGAAUAAUAUAAAUGAUAUAAUUUCAAAUGAGUCUAAUACAAGCAUUAAUAUAGAAAGAGAGUAUUUUACAAAUACAAAUAAUGAAAAUGUUUUAUUAAAUAAUACUAUUAGAAGUAGAAACUCUAAUGAAAAUUAUUCGAACGCUGAAGAAUUAGAUUAUUACGUUUUAACAAUUACAAAUUUAAGAAAUACUAAUGAAAAUGAAAAUAACGAAGAGCAUCCUCACUUUCCUGAACCACGUUUUUUAAGUAAAAUGUUUGGUUAUGAAAUCAAACCUAACUUGGAAGAAUGCAAUAUGAAUAGAAUAAUUAGAACAACUUUAUUUAUAUUUAUACUUUUUAUUCUUUUUAGCAUCGAAUUUUCUUUAUUAUAUAAUAAUAUUUUAAAAUUAAAAAUUGAUAGUAAAUUAAUAUUAGUAGAAUCUAAUUAUAAUAAUACGUUUUUAACUAAUUUUUUAUUUCAAUUUAAUGAAAAAGAGAUAAAUAAUUUAAUGAUUACAAAUGAUAUAAUUAAAGAAGAAAUAAAUAAUGGCAAUUUUAUGUUAUAUAAUAGCAUGUGUGUAUUACUAAAAAAAUUAAAAGUGACUUGUAAUAAUUUAAUGGAUUACUAUAAAACAGAUCAUGAAAAUACUGAAAAAUUAUACGAAAAUACGAUAAGAGCUUUUGAAGAAUUACAAAAAAAAGAUAUUAUAGUUUAUAGAGUAAAAGAAUCUGUUUUUAUUCGUUGUAACGAUAUAACCACAAAAAAUCUUAAAAAUAACGAUAAUAAUAUAUUUUUAUUUGUUCUUUCAAAAAAAUAUCUAAAAAUUAGUAAAUUAUUUUUGAUUAUAACUUUAUUUUUCUUUUUUAUUCGUAUUACAUUAAUUUUGUCAAGAAUUCUUUACGAAUUCAUUUUUCUUACUUGUUAUAGAAAUUAUAAAAUGUCACUGUCAUGUAAAAGGAAGUAUUUAGCUAAAUAUAUCUGGUCUGUUUGUACUAUAUUAAUUCUAGAAAUAGUAUUAGGUGAUGAUUGCAUUAUUUGGUGGUUGCAUGAUGUUGAUCCCCUUUUUAAUUAUCAUUUUCAAUAUUUUAUAUGGGUUAUUUCAGUAUUUUGUUAUUUAUCAUUUUUAUUUCAUAAAAUUCUUAGGAAAUACAGUGAAACACGUAAUAAUUAUUUUUCUUCUAUUUAUUUUUUCUUUAAAUUCUUUCAUGAAUUUUUAUUUGGGGCAAAUAUUUUAUUUGCGUGUGUUUUCAUUUUAUUAAAUAUACAUAAAUCUACAAUUAUUACUAUAAUUGUAACAAUUGUUGUUUUAUUAAUUGAUAUUUUAAAUGAUUCAUAUGUACAACAAGCUCAAGUCAUAAGCUCCCAACCUCAUGAAUCAAUUAGACCCCAUAAAAAGAAAUUUUAUAUGAUUGAAAAUAAACAAAAAAGUGUAAAUGUAACUACGUUAAUUCGUAUAAAUGAGCACAUAUAUCGUGAAAUUAAAUCCGAUAACACAUGUAAAAGUAACGAUAAAAAUAAAGAUAAUUCUAACUCUUAUAAAUUGGAUGAUAGAAAAUGGUGGAAUAGAAAAAGAAAGAUCUUUAACUUAAAAAAUAUCUUUAAUAACAAUUAUUUAAAUAAAAAGGAAGAUUUUAAAAAGUCUAUGAGUAAUAAUAUCAACACUUGCAACAGCAACAAAUUAAAUGAUACAAAUUCUUCUAUGUUAGAAUUUUGUGAAAUUUGCGAUGAACGAUGUAAAAAUGUUGUUUUAUAUCCAUGUAUGCAUGGAGGAUUUUGUGAAACAUGUAUAAGAUCAAUGAUAAUAAAUUCUCUUAAAUCAAAAGAUUCCUUACCUCACUGUCCUUUUUGUAGAGAUGCUAUUAAAAAUGUUUACAAAAUAUCAAAUGAAGAUGAUCAAAAUAAAGUUCAAGCUAAUACUAUAUUAACUAUUAAAACAAAAUAA